Molecule: messenger RNA, 1023 nt
Organism: Ilex paraguariensis (yerba mate)
Lineage: Eukaryota; Viridiplantae; Streptophyta; Magnoliopsida; Aquifoliales; Aquifoliaceae
Source: the annotation of a GenBank genome assembly
AGUCAACUCAAAAUUUCUGAAAUCCCCUCAGCUUUACCCUCCGUUCCUCCCGUCGGCAACCCCUAGCCGUAGACUGCAGCGAUGAACGUCGAGAACUGUAAAGCAACGAGACCUUCUCAGCCUCUCUCUCCUCAAAACGUCCGAGAUCUAUUCGCUUCUGUUGAUGCUUUUCUCUUCGAUUGCGAUGGUGUAAUUUGGAAGGGCAAUACGCUCAUUGAUGGUGUUCCCCAGACAUUGGAAAUGCUUCGAUCCAAGGGGAAGAAACUUGUGUUUGUGACCAACAAUUCGACCAAGUCUAGAAGGCAAUAUGCUGAGAAGUUUCAUUCCCUUGGAAUUCCCGUUUGUGAGGAUGAGAUAUUCUCCUCAUCUUUUGCUGCCGCUAUGUACUUAAAACUCAUUGACUUUCCUCGAGAUAAGAAGGUUUAUGUAAUAGGUGAGGAGGGCUUAUUAGAAGAACUGGAACGUGCUGGUUAUACCGGCCUUGGUGGUCCUGAUGAUGGGAAAAAGAUGGUGCAGCUGAAACCAAAUAGUCUCUUUGAGCACGAUAUGAGUGUUGGAGCGGUUGUGGUAGGAUUGGACCAGUAUAUAAACUAUUACAAGCUACACAUGGUGAUAACAUGCAGGUAUGGAACUCUUUGCAUUCGUGAAAAUCCAGGAUGCCUUUUCAUUGCUACCAAUCAGGAUGCUGUGGGACAUAUGACUGAUUUACAAGAAUGGCCUGGUGCGGGAUGUAUGGUUGCUGCAAUAUGUGGAUCAACUCAAAAAGAGCCCAUUGUGGUUGGAAAGCCUUCAACUUUCAUGAUGGACUUUUUACUUCAGAAAUUUCAAAUUGAUACUUCCAAGAUGUGUAUGGUGGGUGACAGAUUAGACACUGAUAUUUUAUUUGGACAGAAUGCUGGCUGCACAACUCUCCUUGUUCUUUCAGGUGUGACUAAUCUAUCGACUCUUCAAGACCCAUCAAACAACAUCCAACCAGAUUAUCAUACAAACAAGGUGUCCGACAUUCUUAAAUUAUUAGAGUGA